CCGGCGCACGCGGCCGUCAGGCGCGGCCGGGCCGCACGUGAGCGCCGUGAGGGAGCCGCCAGAGCGCCGGGGCCUGGAACGGAACGGAACGGAACGGAACGGCGGGCCCGGCUGGGCUCCCUGAGCUUCCCUGAGCCUCCCUGCGCCUCCGUGAGCCUCUCUGAGCCUGCCUGAGCGUGUCUGCGCCCGUCUGCGCCCCCCUGCCUGCGCCUCCGGUACCCCGCUGUCAGCUCGCAGGGUUUGGCUCCGCCGUGGGUGUUACGCAGGAGGCGCGGGCCGUCUUUUUUUCCUCACCGCGGCGUUUCCCUAACGCAGUCUCUUGCUCCGAUUGCAGCGUCGCCGCGAUGGAGAGCAAGGGUACAAAGAAGUUCGUGGGGAGGAGCGGGAUGGGGCCUCCUGGCAAAGCGCCGCACGGGAGAUGGAAAUUUAAAAGAGAUAAUGAUUCAGGUCCAGCAAAGAAAGUCUUUAACACAGGAGAUGAGGAAGGAAAGCCUAAAUUCGUUUCCAAGACAUUUAUUAAAGGACAGUUAAAAGCUGGAAAUGCUGCUGUGAAACAAUUCAAGAAUAGACAGCAACCAGAAAAGUUUGCAAAGAAGAGAAAACUCCAGGAUGGUGACAGAGGAGGGUCAGAUUCUAAGAAGCCAAAAUGGACUGAAUUCAAAAAGCAAAAGAAAGACUUAAAGCAAACCAGGCAAAUUAAUGACAGAAGUGAUUAUUACAUAAUUAUAAAAUCAAAACAAAUAUGGGAAAGCCUGAGAAGGAGAAAAUGUGAUAAGGAGCAACGAGAAAAGCUGAUGAAUGACCUAGGGAAGCUUCUUCACGGGAAAAUUAAAAAGCUGGCCUUUGCUCAUGAUUCAACUCGAGUGAUCCAGUGCUUCAUUCAGUAUGGUAAUGCGAAGCAAAGGGAAGAGAUAUUUGAAGAAUUGAAAGAUAGCCUGGUAGAGUUGAGCAAGUCGAAAUAUUCCAAAAAUAUUGUGAAGAAGUUUCUUAUGUAUGGGACAAAAGCACAAGUUGCAGAAAUAAUAAAAAGUUUUAAAGGCCAUGUGAGAAGGAUGCUCCGUCAUGCUGAAGCAUCUGCUGUGGUGGAAUUUGCAUAUAAUGACAAAGCCGUUCUGCAGCAGAGGAUUAUGCUGACAGAAGAACUGUAUGGGAACACUUUCCAGGUUUAUAAGACUCCAGCUGUCUCAACACUGGGUGAGGUGCUAGAAGCUCAGCCUGAGAAGAGAGAGGCCAUCCUGGAUGAAAUGAAGCAGAUUCUUACACCAAUGGCACAAAAAGAGGCAGUGAUAAAGCACUCACUGGUACAUAAAGUAUUUUUGGACUUCUUCACUUACGCUCUUCCGAAACAAAGAUCUGAAAUGAUAGAAGCUAUCAGAGAGGCUGUCAUGUACCUGGCACACACUCACGACGGAGCCCGAGUGGCAAUGAACUGUUUAUGGCAUGGCACUCCCAAGGACAGAAAAGUCAUUGUGAAAACCAUGAAGACGUAUGUUGAAAAAAUGGCAACGGGUGAAUUUUCUCAUCUGGUCUUACUGGCAGCAUUUGAUUGCAUUGAUGACACUAAACUUGUGAAGCAGUUGAUUAUAGCAGAAAUAAAAGCUUCUUUGUCCGAUAUAAUAAACAACAAAUAUGGAAAGAAGGUCUUGCUGUACUUGCUAAGUCCUAGAGAUCCUGCAUAUUUUGUUCCUGAAAUCGUUACACUUCUGCAACAGGGAGAUGGAAAUGCCUAUAGUAAGAAGAAUCCUGAACUCCGUCGCCGUGAGCUCCUGGAAGCCAUUUCCUCACCUUUGCUAGAAUACUUGCAAGAACAUACCCAAGAAGUAGUGACAGACAAAGCUGCCUUUGUCUUGGUUGCUGAUAUUUUAAGAACAGCUCUUGUUGACAUCCAGCCUGCACUAGAUGCAAUUGCUACGUUGGCAGCAGAGGAGCUGGUUCCAGGGGGCUGUGAUGGACAGCUUCACAUUGCAGAACAUCCGGCAGGCCAUCUACUUUUGAAAUGGUUAAUACAGCAGGAUGAAAAAAUGAGAGAGAGUGGAAAAGAAGUUUCCUUUGGGAGAACACUGGUGGAACAUGUUGGUAUUGAGAAUCUGAAGACCUGGGCAGAAUUGAAUCGAGGUGCCAUCAUUCUUUGUUGCCUUCUGGAAAGCAGUGAUGAAAAGGUGGCAAGCACAGUCAAAAACGAACUCAAACAGCUCAUCCCAAAGCUGAAGCAGAAUAAAAACGCAAAAGGAGUUGCAGCAUUGCUGGAGAAGUUGACUUCUUAGUGUAAAUGAACCUAAAAUAAUUAUUUACAUCAAUGCAAUCAAGUGAGAUUUGAUAAGAUUUUGUACCGUGGCUUUAAGAAGCAGUGUAUGCAUUUGUAUAUUAAAUACUUUCUAUAGCAA
This is a messenger RNA of Prinia subflava (tawny-flanked prinia), 2384 nucleotides long. It is a transcript of the gene PUM3, whose product is annotated as pumilio RNA binding family member 3. The transcript has 17 exons. The record is from RefSeq and is a predicted model, not a curated record. Lineage: Eukaryota; Metazoa; Chordata; Aves; Passeriformes; Cisticolidae. The coding region runs from base 345 to 2264 and encodes 639 amino acids. Gene Ontology annotation, cellular component: nucleolus. Gene Ontology annotation, biological process: regulation of translation. Gene Ontology annotation, molecular function: mRNA binding.